This is a messenger RNA of Punica granatum (pomegranate), 3393 nucleotides long. The record is from RefSeq and is a predicted model, not a curated record. NCBI's taxonomy places the organism in Eukaryota, Viridiplantae, Streptophyta, Magnoliopsida, Myrtales, Lythraceae.
UUCCUCUCUGUCGGGAGAAACUGCUAACGCCCUCGUGACAAAAACUAACUCCAGAAGGGUAAGAAAUCUCCAUUUCUUUGGCCAAUUCUCCCUGUUUUCUCAGUCUCAAUCUUCCCAUUGAAAGAAUGUCCAUUCAGUCACAUUGAAGAAGAAGAAGAAGAAGAAGAAGAAGAAGAAGAAGAGCUUUUCUCAGAGCUGCCCCUCCCCAGCCAUUGAAGAGGCUGCCUCAAGGGGGAGUUUUGAGGAGAUUGGGGCAAUGGGAGGUUCCCAGGACUUUGAUACAGUCAGUGUGAGUAGCUUUGGCGGCCAGAAGGAGAAGAUAUUAGUCUCUGUUCGGCUGAGGCCUCUCAAUGACAAGGAGAGAUCGAGAAACGAUGUCUCAGAUUGGGAAUGCAUCAACAACUCCACCAUCAUUUUCAGGAGCAGCAUCCCGGAACGUGCCAUGUUCCCUUCCGCCUACACAUUUGAUCGGGUCUUUGGUUGCGAAAGCUCAACGGAGCAGGUCUAUGAGGAAGGAGCCAAAGAAGUCGCGCUUGCCGUAGUCAGCGGCAUUAACUCAAGCAUCUUUGCGUAUGGGCAAACGAGCAGCGGGAAAACAUUCACGAUGAGUGGAAUUACUGAGUAUGCAGUGUCAGAUAUAUAUGACUACAUAGAGAAGCACCCAGAAAGAGAGUUUGUGUUGAAAUUCUCGGCCAUGGAGAUUUACAAUGAAGCAGUUCGGGACCUCCUAAGCUCAGACUCUACUCCACUGCGGCUCCUUGAUGAUCCAGAGAGAGGAACGGUCGUGGAGAGACUUACCGAGGAAUCAUUACGGGAUUGGGAUCACUUCCUGGAGCUCCUUGCUGUUUGUGAAGCUCAAAGGCACAUUGGUGAGACAUCCUUGAAUGAAAUGAGCUCGAGAUCGCACCAAAUACUUAGACUUACAAUCGAAAGUUCAGCACGCGAGUACUUAGGCCCCGAUAAUUCAAGCACUCUCACGGCUUGUGUGAAUUUUGUUGAUCUUGCUGGGAGUGAACGAGCUUCACAGACAUUAUCGGCAGGGACGAGACUCAAAGAAGGGUGCCACAUAAAUCGAAGUUUGCUUACCCUGGGAACUGUAAUUCGCAAGCUAAGCAAAGGAAGAAGUGGGCAUAUACCUUACAGAGACUCGAAGUUGACCCGAAUACUGCAGAAUUCCUUGGGAGGCAAUGCCCGAACUGCAAUGAUUUGCACAAUGAGCCCUGCUCGUAAUCACGUGGAACAGUCUAGGAACACGCUAUUGUUCGCGAGCUGUGCAAAGGAAGUCACAACUAAUGCACAGGUCAAUGCGGUGAUGUCCGACAAGGCACUGGUGAAGCAGUUGCAGAGGGAGCUGGCAAGGAUGGAGAGCGAGUUGAGGAGCUUCAGCUCCUCCUCUUUGGUCCAUAGUGAUUCGAGCGCACUGCUGAAAGAGAAGGAACUUCAGAUUGAAAAGAUGGAUAAGGAGAUUAAAGAACUGACUCAACAGCGUGACAUUGCCCAAUCUCGGAUCCAAGACUUACUACGGUCGACCUCAGAUAGACAAGGUUCAAAAUUGGGAAAUGUUGAGGAACCGAAUCAUGGUAAACACUAUGAGAGGCUGAACUCCAGUAACAGCAACCUCGACUUCGCUGAUAAUGUUGAAGAUAACUUCUUGCUGGAUGGGACAUCUCCAAGGCUUUCUAUGGGCAUGUCACCCAAAUUUGUGGGACCUGAUCAGCUUUCUGAGUGGGAGGUCGACGCUCCUAAAAUUCCGGAACCCAAUAGUAUCAAUGGUUACAACGAUGACAGAGAAGUCACCUGCAAAGAAGUUUGCUGCAUCGAAGAAGAUGAGUCAAGACCGAACAUUAUUGACCAAAAGGAAGAGACAGAAAGAAAAGUCGAAGAAAAUGAGAACAAGCACACUAAAGAAGAACCACUAACUUCCCUGAAGAAGACAGAGGGUGAAGUUGGAGAUAGUAAUCCCAAUGUAACUUAUGAUAGUUUGCAGAAGAAGAUUCAGGACAUGCAGAAGACGAUAAACUGUUUGGUCAGUUUGUACCCCGCAGAGCGAUCUUCUCCCUCAUCCUCGUCAGAUAUGGACACUGCAAGCACAGUAAGCUCGAAGGUUACUCGGAGCAGAAGCUGCAAAAGUCUGUUAAUUGGAGCUCCUCCCUACUCGACCUCCGAGGGAUCAGAGGCAGGAUUCUCGGGUAAUCUGGAGCGAUUCCCGGGGAACAUUUCCUGUGAUUUUGAUAAUACAGGGAGGAAAGAAUCCUUGACUUCCGCAAGGACAAGUCCAGACUUGACGGAGCUCAGCCGGCUUGAGAACAAAAAAUUUGUAGCUGAGGAAAAUAAAAAGGAGGAAGACAAUGUCCAGUUGAAGCAAGUCGAUGAUACGGGGUCAAUGCAGAAGGCCGACGAGAAGAGCUCUAAGCAACAAGCGGCAUGCCCAGAGACACUGGGAGCCUUUUCCAAACCCGAGCCUUCCGAUUGGGGGAUGGAGUUCAAAGUCAGGCGGGGAAAGAUCGUCGAACUAUGGCAGGCAUGUAAUGUGCCGCUACUCCACCGCACUUACUUUUACUUGCUCUUCAAGGGCGACCCCUCGGACGCAGUCUACUUGGAGGUUGAGCUCCGCCGAUUGUCCUUCCUUAAGGGCUCGAGUCACGAACAAGCUUCCAGCAAAAAGGCGCUGAACAAGGAAAGGGAAAUGCUGGGGAAACGAAUACUGAAGAAGUUCCGGAAGAGGGAGAGGGAGAGCCUCUACAAGACAUGGAAUAUUGGGCUGAACACGAAACAGAGGAGCCAGCAGCUAGCGCGAAGGCUUUGGACAGACACGAGGGACAUGGCCCACAUUGAGGAUAGCGCCAGGUUAGUCGCGAGGUUAGUUGACUGGUCCGAGACAGGUCGGAUACCGAAGGAGAUGUUUGGGCUCAGCUUCUCUCCCCAGCCCCUGGGCAGGAGAUCCUUUGGCUGGAGGUCCAGCAUGUCCUCCCUGUCAUCAGCAUCAUCCCUAGUAUAAAAGGAGACAUCGAUCAGGAUAUUCUGACAUGGACCGGUUCUAAGUGGAACAUUCUACAACUGAAUUGAUCCCAGCCUUAACCUGCGUGAGUUCCACAUCCCGGGUCGGCAUCUUCGGUGUGCUGCAGAUUUGGCUGAGAGCUUCACAAACUGUUCAAAUUGUUCUUGGAAAUUGCCAGUCAAGAAGGAUCUGACACAUACAGAGCUUCCUAGCUCCACUCUAAGUAUAGUGCUAAUGCAUUGUUCCAUUGAUCUUCGUCUCAGUUAAUUCGUAUUUUCUCAGGGCUAAAAGCGUAGCGCAUCCAUAAGAGAAUAAUGCGAGCCUUGAGAAGACAAUGUGAUUUAAUGUGAAUUGCCGUGAAUGAUUAACCCGACAUAAUUGGGACCCUUCAUGUA